Molecule: messenger RNA, 826 nt
Organism: Arabidopsis lyrata subsp. lyrata
Lineage: Eukaryota; Viridiplantae; Streptophyta; Magnoliopsida; Brassicales; Brassicaceae
Product: vacuolar protein sorting-associated protein 53 B-like
Exons: 7
Coding region: 263-616 (117 amino acids)
Biological process (GO): retrograde transport, endosome to Golgi
Cellular component (GO): GARP complex
Source: RefSeq, a predicted model, not a curated record
CUAUCUCCGCCAAGGGGAAGUCAGCGAAGUCUUUUGAGCAAGAUCUGAUGGAGAUGCAGACUAUGUUGGAGAAGAUGAAGAUCGAGAAGGAGAAGACGGAGGAGUUGCUUAAGGAGAAAGACGAGAUUCUGAGAAAGAAGGAGGAGGAGCUAGAGACGAGAGACGCUGAGCAGGAGAAACUUAAGGUGGAGCUGAAGAAGCUUCAGAAGACGAAGGAAUUCAACCCUAACAUGAAGCUUCUCUAUCUGGCGUUGAGCCUUUUAUGCUGAAGAUUCAUAAUGAGAUUCGGCGAGUUGAUGCUACCAUUUUAGCUGCUGUUCGUCAACAGGGUAGCUCGGGAACUAGAGCUAAAGAAAAUCUUACUUAUGCUACAUGUGCUGCUGAGGAACUCUCUCAUAAGAUACAAGAGAUAGAAUCCAAAGCUGAGCUGACUGAAGCAAUGGUUCAAAAUAUAUGCCGCGAUAUUAAAAGGUUAGAUUUUGCAAAGAAGAACAUAACCACGGCGGUCACUGCCCUUAGUCGCCUCACAAUGUUAGUCUCUGCGGUUGAACAGCUUCAGGUGAUGACAUCAAAAAGGCAAUACAAGGAGGCAGCUACACAGCUGGAGUUUAGGUGAGGUUAAAUGAAGUGGUUGAGUCUUUUCUCACAAGUGGAGAAGGCAUGAUUUAACAGCCUCUAAAUCAAGAUGCCAAAGAGAGCAAUGUGUGCAAGUGGUUCAAUGUCUGAUGCCAAAGAGAUCAAUAUGUACCACAAAUAAUUUGUAUGUUUUUUGUGAACCACGAACUUUAUUCUAGCAAAUUUGUACCACAAACGAGCUUAUUCUUUG